AUGUACUGCAUGUACCCCAAGGACCAUAAGAGGCCAGAACAGAUAGCCAUAGGAUCUCUGGUCCAGUCCCUUCUCCAGCAGCCCGUGGAGAAUUCGUCUCUCUAUGUCGCAAUUAUUUUCAAUAGCGGAUCCGGUGGUAAGGCUCCAAUGCUUGAUAAUGAGGACAUGCAAUAUAGAGCAACCGCACUUUGA
Molecule: messenger RNA, 192 nt
Organism: Penicillium cosmopolitanum
Lineage: Eukaryota; Fungi; Ascomycota; Eurotiomycetes; Eurotiales; Aspergillaceae
Exons: 1
Coding region: 1-192 (63 amino acids)
Source: RefSeq, a predicted model, not a curated record